This is a messenger RNA of Vitrella brassicaformis, 1156 nucleotides long. NCBI's taxonomy places the organism in Eukaryota, Vitrellaceae. The record is from the annotation of a GenBank genome assembly.
CACGCAGUGACGGCCAGGGCGUAGGCAGCUGUGGUGAGGUGGCCGGCCAGCCUCUGCUGUGUCUCCAUCCUGCUAAUUGACCUCUGGAUGUCUGUCUGCCAGUCGACGUCUCUUUCUGUGAGUGAACUCAAAGCGUUUGUACUUAUGUAUCCAUUCCGAUUGAUUACACACGACUGCGUACAAACAAACAAAGCCAGGCAACCAAAGUGUGAGUGAGCAAAGGCCGCAGCGGACCGGUUGAGUGAUUCAUUGACUGUCUGUGUGUGAGAGAUGGCUGAGGUUGCCCGCACGUCGACGGCGUACGGCGAGGUGCUCAAGACCGACCCGGUGGUGAUCCUCCAAAACGCCGCAUUCAUCAGCUACCUGCUCGCUGAUGCCGUCGCACUCAUCGUAAGCUAGACAGCCAGACAGACAGGGAGUGAUUGGCAAAUCGACACAGAGAGAGAGCAAGGGAGAGAUGAGACACAGCCACAGCCAGAUGAGAUGUGUGUGGGUCAAAUAUUUAGUUGCUGGCGAUUGACGGGCUGUCUCCGUGCGGCUCGCCGCUGGCUCUGUGGGUGAUGGUGGAGCUGUUUCUGAGCGCCCCGGCCACAAUGGCCGUCGACGUCGUCAAUGACAUGCCCGCAAUCGCCACAAAGCAGUAACUAUAACUAAGGGAGACACACUGAAUGACAUACAAUACACACACUUGAUGAGAGCAUGAUGGUCGUCUCUCUCUCUCUCUCGCUGUCUCUGUGUGUGUGUGUGUGUUAGUUUCAGUGCGUUUCAGCUGGAGUUGGGGUGGCUGGUGGUGUCGGUCUUGUGGGUGUUUGUGGGGACCGGUUGGGUGACGUCGAGCCUCACUUGCCAAACCACCGCACCCGCACUCUGGUGGCUCGUCUUCACAGUCUCAAUGUUCUACUGGGUACGUACGUUGAUCCGUGUGUGUGUCUGGGAGGAGAGGUCCAUCCAUCCAUCCAUCCAAUCAUAUAAUUGUGUCUGUCUCGUGUGUGCAGGUGUUCCUGAGUGUGUUCGUCAUCGCCAUUCUCGUCUUCACCGUCGUCAACAUGCUCGCCGGUACAUACACAGACGAGAGGACGAAAUGAGGGAGGUGCGUGUGCAUAUCAUGUGUGUGUGUGUGUGUGUGUGUGUUGAUGUGUGUGCAGGCCAGAAGUGA